This is a messenger RNA of Castor canadensis (American beaver), 4532 nucleotides long. RefSeq names its product bromodomain containing 2 (gene Brd2). Gene Ontology annotation, biological process: chromatin remodeling; regulation of DNA-templated transcription. NCBI's taxonomy places the organism in Eukaryota, Metazoa, Chordata, Mammalia, Rodentia, Castoridae. Gene Ontology annotation, cellular component: chromatin; nucleus. The record is from RefSeq and is a predicted model, not a curated record.
GCGAGCCGCGGUGGGGAGGGGGCGCUGCGGGGCGGCUCCGGCGCGUAGCUCUUUCGUGCCGCAGCUGUUGACGGCGCUCGCGGAGGGGUUCCGUGACCGUUUUGGAACGGUGGCGGCGGCCCAGGGACUGCGUAUGGGCGCCCUGCAGGUUGUCAGUUUGUGUAUUAGUCAAGGCCCAGCUGUAGCUGAGGCAGAGCCAGAUGGGGGUGGGCAAGCAGGUCUUAGGGAUAGCGGGACAAACCAUGGUUUGUCUUGGUGGUUUUUGGCGGGGAGAGGGGUCGCGGCUACCUCCAGUGCCGCGUAGAGUUGCCAUGGUGACAGCUUUAGGGAUUGGCAGCGGGGAUUCCCAGACUAGGGUAGAAAGAUCACUCUCCCAGCCUAUCGGUUCCUAAUGUCGACGAUCUGUCACUAAAUUUGUUUGUCUUUCAGUGACGGGCUUAGGGGACUGGUUUGUUUUUUUUUUGGUUUUUUGUUUUGUUUUUUGAUAGCCUUUGGAGUUCAUUCAGAGCAGGAGGGUGGAGCCUAAGUAUCAGUUAAGCUUAGCGGAUGUAAACAAUGAGAUCUCAGUGUAAUGUCUUAAAUCUCAGGUGGUGGGAAACACCUGGUCUGGAGGAGUACCCGAGGGACGUGAACUUGAAUCACAGUGGGCCUAUGGGCUGGAGUAGAUGCUACAGUGGGAACUGUUAGUAGGAUCGUAUUUUCCUACCGGUUGUGUGGGGUAGGUGGUGCUGCCACAAUAAAGGGAAUCGAGUUGCUGACUUAGACUGUUGGCUGUUUUUAAAUUGUUUUUGAAGGCAGAAGACUUUCGGUUUGGUGUGAAUGAUUCUGGAGGGUUGGCAGAUAUUCCAGACUCGAGUCUGACAAAUGUUUCCUUGUUUGCAUUUUCGAGUUUAGUCUGGCUAGUAUGGUUCUUGGUUAGAUUUUAAGUCCAUCUACUGUCGCUCUAACGCCUCAGCUUGUGAAGGAUACUGAUUUCUUCUACCCAGAUGGAUUCCUAGGUGUCUCCAUCAGCUUUUAUGAAGUUUUUCUCCCUAGUUUUGUUCCCUUCCUCUUUUUUGCUGGCUUUCCUCAGGCUCAACCACCAUGACAACAACCAAACUCCUAGUGAGGAAGACGCUUAAGUUUCUCUGUUCCACCCAUUUUGCUUAAGAUUUAUCCUUGUAGGGCUGUAGUUCUCAAUGUUGUGCCAUAUUGAAUCUUUUUAUUUAACUGAGCAGCUCAUCAGACCCUUCGGUGAAGUGACAAGGGAGGUGGUGGGCAAUUACAAAACUCCACAGAUUAUUUGGAUAUUGGGUCUAGGUGAGAACCACCUGCAUAAGCUCAGUCACCUCAUUAGGUCCAAAAGCCUGGGUUUAUUGGAUGCAUAGCACAUACUACACUUUUUACGAUUUCGGGAUUACCACAUCUAAUUUUGUGUGCUAUCUUCACAGGCUCCCUGGGGAAGGGAAUGCAGGGUUACUGGGGCUGGGCCCAGAGGCAGCUGCACCAGGGAAAAGGAUUCGAAAGCCUUCUCUGUUGUAUGAGGGAUUUGAAAGCCCCACAAUGGCUUCAGUGCCGGCUUUGCAACUGACCCCUGCCAACCCACCGCCCCCUGAAGUAUCCAAUCCUAAAAAGCCAGGACGGGUAACCAACCAGCUGCAAUACCUACACAAGGUGGUGAUGAAGGCUCUAUGGAAACAUCAGUUUGCUUGGCCAUUCCGGCAGCCUGUGGAUGCUGUCAAACUGGGUCUUCCGAUUCCCACCCCGGGUUGGGAGAGGACCACGGUGGCCAAAAUUCUUAGCUUCUUCCUUUCCCUCAUGCAGCCCAUGGAUAGCCAGCCCCAGAGGAUUAUCACAAGAUUAUUAAACAGCCUAUGGACAUGGGUACAAUUAAGAGGAGACUCGAAAACAGUUACUAUUGGGCUGCCUCUGAAUGUAUGCAGGAUUUCAAUACUAUGUUCACCAACUGUUAUAUUUACAACAAGCCCACUGACGAUAUUGUCUUGAUGGCACAAACACUGGAAAAGAUCUUCCUACAGAAAGUGGCAUCAAUGCCACAAGAGGAGCAAGAACUUGUGGUGACUAUCCCUAAGAACAGCCAUAAGAAGGGGGCCAAGUUGGCAGCUCUCCAAGGCAGUAUUACCAGUGCCCAUCAGGUGCCUGCUGUCUCUUCUGUGUCACACACAGCUCUGUAUACACCACCACCUGAGAUACCUACCACUGUCCUCAACAUUCCCCAUCCAUCUGUCAUCUCUUCUCCCCUUCUCAAGUCCCUGCAUUCUGCUGGACCACCACUCCUUGCUGUGUCUGUACCUCCCCCAGCUCAGCCCCUUGCCAAGAAAAAAGGGGUUAAGCGGAAAGCAGAUACUACCACCCCUACGCCUACAGCCAUCCUCGCUCCUGGUUCCCCAGCUAGCCCUCCUGGGAGUCUUGAGCCAAAAGCAGCACGGCUUCCCCCUGUGCGUAGAGAGAGUGGCCGCCCCAUCAAGCCCCCACGAAAAGACUUGCCUGACUCUCAACAACAGCACCAGAGUUCUAAGAAAGGAAAGCUAUCAGAACAGUUAAAGCAUUGCAAUGGCAUUUUGAAGGAGUUACUCUCUAAGAAGCAUGCUGCCUAUGCCUGGCCUUUCUAUAAACCAGUGGAUGCUUCUGCCCUUGGCCUGCAUGACUACCAUGACAUCAUUAAGCACCCCAUGGACCUCAGCACUGUCAAGCGGAAGAUGGAGAAUCGCGAUUACCGGGAUGCACAGGAGUUUGCUGCUGAUGUGCGGCUUAUGUUCUCCAACUGCUAUAAGUACAAUCCCCCAGACCAUGAUGUUGUGGCUAUGGCACGAAAGCUACAGGAUGUAUUUGAGUUCCGUUAUGCUAAGAUGCCAGAUGAACCACAGGAACCAGGACCUUUACCAGUCUCCACUGCCUUGCCCCCUGGGCUGGCCAAGUCAUCUUCAGAGUCCUCCAGUGAGGAAAGUAGCAGCGAGAGCUCCUCUGAGGAAGAGGAGGAGGAAGAUGAAGAGGAGGAGGAGGAGGAAGAAGAGAGUGAAAGUUCAGACUCCGAGGAAGAAAGGGCUCAUCGCUUGGCAGAACUACAGGAACAGCUUCGGGCAGUACAUGAACAACUGGCUGCCCUAUCUCAGGGCCCAAUAUCUAAGCCCAAACGGAAGAGAGAGAAAAAAGAGAAAAAGAAGAAACGGAAGGCAGAGAAGCAUCGAGGCAGAGCUGGAGUUGAUGAAGAUGAGAAGGGGCCUCGGGCACCGCGCCCACCACAGCCCAAAAAAUCCAAGAAAGCAAGUGGCAGUGGGGGUGGCAGUGCUGCUACACUAGGCCCUCCUGGCUUUGGAACUUCUGGAGCAAGUGGCAACAAGCUACCCAAAAAGACCACAAAGACAGCUCCAACUUCCCUGCCUACUGGUUAUGAUUCAGAAGAGGAAGAAGAGAGCAGGCCCAUGAGUUAUGAUGAGAAGCGGCAACUGAGCCUGGAUAUCAAUAAAUUACCUGGGGAGAAGCUGGGUCGAGUUGUACAUAUAAUCCAAGCCAGGGAACCCUCUUUACGUGACUCAAAUCCAGAAGAAAUUGAGAUUGAUUUUGAAACACUUAAACCAUCUACACUUAGAGAACUUGAGCGCUACGUCCUAUCCUGCCUACGAAAGAAACCCCGGAAGCCCUACACCAUUAAGAAACCUGUCGGAAAAACAAAGGAGGAACUCGCUUUGGAGAAGAAGCGGGAGUUAGAAAAGCGUUUACAGGAUGUUAGUGGGCAGCUCAAUUCUACCAAAAAGCCCCCCAAGAAAGUGAGUGAGAAAACUGAGUCAUCGUCUGCACAGCAAGUAGCAGUGUCACGCCUCAGUGCUUCCAGCUCCAGCUCAGAUUCCAGCUCCUCCUCUUCAUCUUCCUCUUCUUCAGAUACCAGUGAUUCAGACUCAGGCUAAGGGGCUAGGCCAGAUGGGGCAGGAAGGCUCCGCAGGACCGGACCCAUAUACCACCCUGCCUCACCCCUUCUCCCCUUGCUGUGACACUUCUUCAUCUCACCCGCCCCCCUCCCCCACACUGAAGGAGAGCUGGCUCUGCAGGGGGGAGGAAUGCAGGGACAUUCUGAAGGAGGAACAUGGACAAAAUAAGACUUGAGUUCCCAGCCCCAUUGGGAAUGACCUCUUGGGCAUAGAGAGCCCUGUUCAGAAUAAUAAGACUUAGGGCAGGGGAUACAGGGUGGGAGUGGGCAAAGGCCCUGAUACAAGGUUACUGGAGGCCAUAGCUGCCCUGUUCACUUCUAAAGGGCCCUGUGUUGAGGUUGGUUGUUCUAAUUUAUUUAAGCUAGAUGAGGCUUGGGGAGGGGUAGGGCCAUGGUCCCCUCAGCCUCCAUGGGGAGGGAAAAGGGGGGAGCACUUUUUUUUUUUUUUUAACGUUGAUUUUUUUUUUUUUUUUUUUUUUUUUUCCCCUACUGUUUUCCUUCCACUCACUCCAUUUGGGGCCCUGGGGGUUUUAGUCAUCUCCCCAUUUGGUCCUCUGGACUGUCUUUGUCUCUUGAUUCUAACUUGUAAAUAAAGAAAAUAUUAUUC